AUGUCUCUGUGUAGAACAGUCUGGGGUCUGGGUGGGGGUGGGGGAAGGGCCCUCUGGUCUUGGGUGGGUGUCAGGGAUGUUGAGGAGCAGACCAACAUCCCAGAGUCCCAGAGUCCCAGAGCCCCCCGAGACCACGCUGAGCCCACCCAGGAGCGAUGGAGGCCCAGACUCAGUGGUCUCCUCCACCCAGGCAGCCCCAGCCCUCAGCUCCUGCUGCAGCAGAUUCCCCUCGCCGAGUUUGCUUCAUUGCAACGGGGAAAACUGGGGCAGAAGUUGGCCGGAGGAAAGAACCAUUGGUGUGGUCAGCAGCUCAGUGAAGUCACUAGACCGACGGCCCCCCCCUCCGAGGUGGCCCAGGUCGGCCCAGCCACGGGCCAGGGCUCCAGGCCGGCGCGCCCCACCGAGGCAGGGCAGCUCCAGGAGGAUAGAGCUGCUGCCCUGAGGGAGGCCCGGACCCCUUGGUUGGACAGUCAGUGUGACGGGGUGCAGGCCAGACCCUCCGUAGACGGGGCCCUCGUCCGGGGGCCGUCAUCCCAGUCUGGUGGCCUCCUCACCAGGCAGACCGCCCCCCCUCGCCUCACAGAGCAGCAGCUGGGCUUCCUGGGGCUCCCCAACCUGGCACAGAGCUGCUAUUUAAACUCCACCCUGCAGAGUCUCCUGACCGUGAGGGUCUUCAGUCAGGAGAUGGAGCAGACGCAGUGGGCUUGGAGCUUAGCCCCCUCUGCACAGCUGCUCAGGGAGUUUGUGGCCAUCGGGACAUCACGUUGCUCCGACAACAACGGCCACAAGAUGGCAGUGCUGAGUUCGUUUAAGAAGAGGGUUUCGCUGCAGUCCCCAGAGUUCCAGGACGGUGGACAAAAAGACGCCCAUGAGUUCCUGACCGCUGUGCUGGACCAGUUGAGGGGUCUGUCCCUCCUGCUAAAGCCAGCCGCUCUGGACAUGCUGGGAAGGACCUACUCCUGCCCCGUGGAGGCUCACCUGCUCUUCAACAUGUUGAGAACCAGGACCUGCAAGGGAUGUGAGGGCCAGUCCUCGUCCAUGGAGGUCUUCACCAACCUGUCCCUGGACCUGGAGCCUGGAGGCUCGGUGAGCCAGGCCCUGGACAGAUACCUCACGGAGAGCUCUCUGAAGUACGCCUGCCAGUGCGGAGGAAAUACAUCUGGCACCCAGACCUGCUUCCUGACCCUACCUAACGUUCUGGUCCUCCACCUGAAACGCUUCCGCUUCACCCUCACUGGGAGGAUAGAGAAGGUGGAGGAUGAAGUCCUCCUGUCCAGAAACCUGGGACUCAGCAUUGGGACAGGAGAAGUACACACUGGUGAGUGUACUGAGCCACAUCGGUGCCCGGGCUACAUCAGGACAUUACAUCAGUGAGGGGGCCUAUCCGGAAGAGGGCAACAACCUGGCUGACCAAUGGCUGCGCUACAAUGACCUGAAGGUGUCACGGACCACCGGCAGGGCCGUCUGUCGCCGGCGGCAACGCACAGCCUACCUGCUGUUCUACCAGCGACAGGUGUAGAACAGUCUGGGGUCUGG
Molecule: messenger RNA, 1536 nt
Organism: Gadus chalcogrammus (walleye pollock)
Lineage: Eukaryota; Metazoa; Chordata; Actinopteri; Gadiformes; Gadidae
Product: ubiquitin carboxyl-terminal hydrolase 37-like
Exons: 14
Coding region: 1-1374 (457 amino acids)
Biological process (GO): protein deubiquitination
Cellular component (GO): cytosol; nucleus
Molecular function (GO): cysteine-type deubiquitinase activity; cysteine-type endopeptidase activity
Source: RefSeq, a predicted model, not a curated record